Messenger RNA from Gambusia affinis (western mosquitofish), 1874 nucleotides. It is a transcript of the gene cndp1, whose product is annotated as carnosine dipeptidase 1. Gene Ontology annotation, molecular function: dipeptidase activity. The transcript is spliced from 12 exons. Lineage: Eukaryota; Metazoa; Chordata; Actinopteri; Cyprinodontiformes; Poeciliidae. Bases 107 to 1591 code for a protein of 494 amino acids. Gene Ontology annotation, biological process: proteolysis. Gene Ontology annotation, cellular component: cytosol. The record is from RefSeq and is a predicted model, not a curated record.
CCCGGUAAGAGUGCAGCAUGAGGGAAUGUGUAUAAAUGUCCCACCAGCAACAUGGGGCCACAGCUGCUGGGCCUGAUAAGACUGUUUCUACUGGAUCUAAGAGAAGAUGAAUCUUCAAGCCGUCCCCUUCAUCCUGCUGGUCAUUUCCUGUGGCCAGGCUUUCCAGUACACCGAGCUGGCGCAGUACGUUGAUGACCAUCAGGAAGAACAUAUUGAGGUUCUGAGGGAGUGGGUUGCAAUUGAAAGUGACUCGAGCAACAUUCUGAGAAGACCAGAUCUGCAACGCAUGAUGGAGCUGGUGGCUGAGAAGCUGAGACUGAUGGGAGGAAUGGUACAACUGGUCGAUAUCGGAGACCAAGAGCUUCCAAGUGGACAGACAAUAGCACUGCCAAAAGUAGUGACAGCUCAGUUUGGGAGUGACCCCAGCAAACACACAGUGUGUGUCUACGGUCAUGUGGACGUUCAGCCGGCGAAGCUGGAGGACGGCUGGGCUACCAAUCCCUACAACCUGACAGAUAUCAACGGUAAUCUGUAUGGAAGAGGAACAUCAGACAACAAGGCUCCGGUUCUGGCCUGGAUCCACGCCGUACAGGCUUACCAAGCCCUCAGCAUGGACCUGCCAGUAAAUGUGAAGUUUCUCAUUGAGGGUAUGGAGGAGACAGGUUCUAACGGCCUGGAUGCAAUGAUCCUGGCGCAGAGAGACACCUUCUUCUCCGAUGUGGACUACAUCAUCAUUUCUGACUGUGGUUGGCUGAGCAGACGGCCGGCCCUGACCUAUGGCACUAGAGGGAACUGCUACUUCUUUGCAGAGGUUGAAGGCCCCAAACAAGACUUACAUUCUGGUGUCUAUGGAGGCACUGUGAUCGAACCAAUGACUGACCUCAUUGGCAUUCUUGACACACUCAUCAGCCCCAGUGGAAAGAUUCUGAUUCCGGGGAUCCGGGAAGCAGUGGCUCCUCUGUCGGAUGAAGAAUGGAAAAUGUAUCAGGAUAUUGAGUUUGACGUGGACAAUUACAAGAACAAGACUGGCGUCAGCCACCUCAUGUACAACAACAAGGUGGACUUGUUGGCCCAUAGGUGGCGCUACCCCACUGUUUCCAUCCAUGGUAUAGAGGGGGCUUUCUCUGACUCCGGCACAAAGACAGUCAUCCCUGCUAAGGUCACUGCUAAGUUCUCAAUAAGACAAGUCCCUGACAUGGACCCAGCAGCGGUCAAGAAACAGGUGACAGACUACCUUCACUCUGUGUUUGCUAAGAGAAAGAGUCCUAACAAGCUGAAAGUUACCAUGGUGAUUGGGGCCAAGCCCUGGCUGGCUGACACUAAGCACCCUCUGUAUGAGGCUGGAAAGGUAGCGAUCAAGAGAGUUUUCAAUGUGGAUCCUGAUCUAAUCCGUGAAGGUGGGACCAUCCCCAUUGCCAAAACCUUCCAGGAUGUGACGGGCAAAAGCAUCAUCAUGAUGCCCAUUGGAGGCUUUGAUGAUGGAAUGCACUCCCAGAAUGAGAAAAUGAGCAGGUACAACUACCUCGAAGGAACCAAGUUGUUCAUUGCCUACCUGAAUGAAGUCGCCCAGAUUAACAAGUCCAGUGUUUGAUCAUUAUAGGAAGAUCUAUCUAUCUAUCUAUCUAUCUAUCUAUCUAUCUAUCUAUCUAUCUAUCUAUCUAUCUAUCUAUCUAUCUAUCUAUCUAUCUAUCUAUCUAUCUAUCUAUCUAUCUAUCUAUCUAUCUAUCUAUCUAUCUAUCUAUCUGUCUAUCCUUGUGUCUUCUGGUUAUUUUCAUUCCUCCCUAUGUAUAAUUAGUGUUAGUUAUGUUCUAGAUCAUGCAGUACUGUAGUACACUGCAUUUGUUUCAUUUAAUAAAAAUAAAACAAAUACAAAA